ACAACAUUCCUGGAACUAGUUUCAGGUGCAGUACAAGUCAGAACAUAUACACAACGUAAGACACAGUUGAAUCAUGUAAUGCCUAUUGCGAUGUCAGAAAAUCAGAAAAGAACAUAAAAAGCUCAGUCAAAUACAGAUCCUCCUUCUGAGGAAUUUCCGUUUCUGCAGCUACAGUAUCUCUGCCUCACAGUUUCAGAGAAACUGAAGGUUGCUGUUUUUCAGGUUAAAUUGAGAGAUGGAUGCCAAACAAGAAAUGGAAUGGAAUGAAGCUCAGAAGAUUCAGCUAAGCGUGGAUCUUUUAGUUGCAGCAAAAAGGCAGCUUCAGUUUCUUGCAGCUGUUGACAGGAACCGUCACCUCUAUGAUGGCCCUGCCCUUGAGAGGGCUAUCUAUAGGUACAAUGCUUGUUGGCUUCCCUUGCUUGCCAAACAUUCCGAGUCUAAGAUUUUUGAAGGACCUUUGGUAGUUCCUCUUGACUGUGAAUGGGUCUGGCACUGUCACAGGCUCCACCCGGUAAGAUACAAAUCUGACUGUGAGGAGUUUUAUGGACGAGUACUUGACAACUUUGGUGUUGUCUCUACUGUUGAAGGAGUUUGUGGCAGGAAAACUGAAGAAAUCUGGAAUAAACUGUAUCCUGAUGAGCCCUACAAUGCUGAUUUGCUUAAUAUUUUCCCAGGGGAUAUCUCUGAAAGGAUUUCUAGGCUUGAAAAGUACACCAAGUAUGAUCUGAUUUCAGCUGCUAAAAGGCAGAGUCCAUUCUUUUACCAGGUAUCAAGACCCCACAUGAAAAAUGAUCUCUUUAUCAAAGAAGCUGUGGCCAGAUACAGAGGGUUUCUGUAUCUUAUCAAGAGAAACAAGGAAGAGGGUAGAAAACGCUUUUGUGUUCCAACAUAUGAUAUUGACCUAAUCUGGCACUCUCAUCAGUUACAUCCAGUUUCUUAUUGUAAAGACCUCAAUGAAGCACUUGGAAAAGUAUUGGAACAUGACGAUACAGACUCAGACAGAACUAAAGGCAAGAAAUUGGAUAUUGGUUUUUCUGGAACCACCAAACAGUGGGAAGUCACAUUUGGUACAAGAUAUUGGAAAGCUGGAGCAAUGUACAGGGGUAAUGCACCAUCUCCCAUAACAAAUAACCCUCUUUCAUCUAACACUACUUGCAAGAAGGUUGUUUCUUCGAAUGAGUACCCACAAGAAAUUUCACUACCAGAUCGAAAAGUCAUGGAGGUUCUCUUGGAGUUCGUGGGAGCUAAAAACUUACCAGAGGGACAGGAAGGAGAUAUAUUUGUUUUAUUUUCCAAAUCACAGCCUGAUGCAUUCUUUGGUGCUAAAAGAAGACUGAUUAUUUUAUCGCAAUCUAGACAGAAACAGGUUGCAUCUUUCCAGUGUGAACCUACGGGAGAGCUGCUUUUUGAACUCGCGUCCUAUUCUUCUUCCAAUUUAUCUAUAAGAAAAUCAACAAAGACAAUCGCUUCAGCUUCUUUCUCUAUAAAAGACUAUUUUGACCCAGUUUCAAAACUCCAUGUGGAGAAAUGGUUUGAGUUGGUACCAAGUGCUGGUACUGUGAGCUCAAAGCCAAUCUUGUUACGAGUAGCCAUCUCAUUUUCUGUCCCAGUUCUUGCCCCAUAUAAACUCAAAAUGACUCUAUCUCCUCCAUCUUCCAAAAACGAAUGCCUCUCCAACCCUCCUGUUAGAUCUCAACAUGCUAAUAGUUGGACACAUGUCACUGAUGAAAAUGGAAACAGAAUCAUCCGCCUUCAAAUGAGGGAUUUGGAGAAUGCAAAGAACAUAGGAAACCCUGGAAAGAAGGUUGUUGGCGUAAUGAAGUCCGGCGAAAUUCGCACUCUAGCUGAGUUUAUUGAAAAUGGGUGGUCUGUUUUGGAGAAUCUGUGGUUCUUCCACCUUCCACACAAGUGCACAAACGAUGGCCAUCUCUUUGAGCUUACUGGUGCCAAGACUUUGAAAUUUUUCGCUGGAAGAAAGCUAGAUUAUGAAGCGGGACACCAUGGAAAACGAGGAAAUGAAAUGGACUUCUUGACAGCUAUUGAAUUCUCCAUAGAAGAGCCUUAUGGGAAAGCAGUGGCAUUGCUUGACUUGACAUCUAAACAUGUCACGGCGAAGGAAAAGUGGAUGGUUCUGCCCGCAAUCAUUUUGGCUUUUAUUGCUUCUAAUGUAAUGAAAAAGGAAGAAUAUGAAGGCGUCAUUGCUAAUGCUAACAGUAAAGAUUGGAAGGUGAAUGGUGUAUAUGAGGAAAAUGGAAAAAAAGUCUUGAACGGAAUGGGGCUGAGUCCUGAUGUGUGCAGUGAAGAUGUUGGUAUAUCAAAGAAGUCUGGACUCUCCAGUGGAGGUUGUGGCAGUGGCUGUGGGAGUGGUUGUGGGAAUGCAGUGGAAAGUGCUGGCUGUGGCGGAGGCUGUGGAAUUAUGAUUAAGAGUGGUGGUUGCGGCGGUUGUGGUGCUGGUUGUGGUGGUUGUGGAGGAGGCUGUGGAAGUAUAAUUAGGAGUGGAGGCUGCGGCGGUUGUGGUGCUGGUUGUGGUGGUUGUGGAGGAGGCUGUGGAAGUAUAAUUAGGAGUGGUGGCUGCGGGGGUUGUGGUGCUGGUUGUGGUGGUUGUGGGGGAGGAUGUGGAAGUAUAAUUAGGGGUGGUGGCUGCGGGGGUUGUGGUGGUGGUUGUGGUGGUUGUGGCGGUGGCUGUGGAAAUAUGAUUAAUUAAGAGUGGUGGGGGAGGAGGAGGGGUGUGAGGAGGAGCUAGAGUACGUGAUCGAAGAAGCAGUUACUGCAUGAAACAUGCAUGAUUAUGCAUGUUAUCAUUGUAUACAUGAACGUGUGUAUAUGUCCUCAGCUUUGCUUGUCUUCCAUCAAUGUCUUUGUUGGACAGAAAAGGUAGAAAAAUAAGGAGAAGGAUUGAAUGUGUAAUAAAUAAUCAACUAAACAUAGUAAUCACUCUCAACUAUGAGUGUGUUCUUAUGCUCCUAUUUUGUGUGCAUAGUCCUAUAUACAAGGAUAUAAAAUAUAAUAAUAUAUGUGAAAUAAAUUUUACACUUUAUAAA
Vigna angularis (adzuki bean) is the source of this 3041-nucleotide messenger RNA. Its product is annotated as glycine-rich domain-containing protein 1. The transcript has 9 exons. Bases 236 to 2704 code for a protein of 822 amino acids. The record is from RefSeq and is a predicted model, not a curated record. Lineage: Eukaryota; Viridiplantae; Streptophyta; Magnoliopsida; Fabales; Fabaceae.